UUGAUCUCUCUCUAUCGGUCAGGAGGACGUUAGUGGGACGUUUCUCCCUCCAUCCCCUCCAUGUGAUUCAGUCGCUCCUUCCCAUCAUGGUGUGAACGGCAGCUGCUUCACCCUCCGCAAACCACCAACCCCCCCCCAUCUACUCCUCCUCUUUCUCUCUACGUGCGCGUGUGUGUGUGUGUGUGUAAGUGAGCGUGUGUGUUUGUGUGUGUGUGUGCAGGAAGACGAAGCGGCAGGCAGGAGGAGGCACCAAGGACGUCCUUUUUCCAGCCCCGGGAGCCGGAGAUGCGAGGGACGAGCAGUUAGAUUAGCCUGUGCUGCUGUUGCCUGCUGCAGGAUAACUUUGGUUCCGGAGGGUGCUGCAGCCGAAAGCUCUGCUCUCUCAUCCUUGGCUUGGUGUGUGAGGAGGAUUUCAGCCAGUCGCCGGACGGAGAUCUGGCUACAAAGGACUUCUACUUUUCUGUCACUAGUGAAUGUAACAUCGCUCAGACAAGGAAGGCAAGGAAUUAAAAGCCAUCAUCAUGAAUUUCGUUAUGAAACAAGCGUUGGGAGGGGCCACCAAAGACAUGGGCAAGAUGCUUGGUGGGGAGGAGGAGAAGGAUCCCGAUGCUGCGAAAAAAGAGGAAGAAAGACAAGAGGCGCUGAGGCAACAGGAGGAGGAGAGGAAGGCCAAAUAUGCAAAAAUGGAGGCAGAGAGAGAAAACAUCCGACAGGGCAUCAGAGAUAAGUAUGGCAUCAAGAAGAAGGAGGAGAAAGAGGCCGAGGCAGCGGCUGCUAUGGAGCAGGCCUCCGAGGGCAGCCUCACCCGUCCAAAGAAGGCGGUUCCCACCGGCUGCGGCGACGAGGAAGAAGAGGAGAGCAUCGUGGAUACGGUCAUGAAAUUCAUCCCGACCCCGCUCAUGGAUAUGUUCAAUAAAAAGUAACAGUGUUUUGGGUGAAAUAUGAUUAACUUCAUCUAACCAAGACUACUGCCGUACCGCCCUGCCCUGCCCAAACCUGCAGUCACACUUUUCUCCACCCUCCCACUCCUUCAACACAACUUCUAAGUGUCCUGGAGUUGAGCAACGUGCCAUGACUUUGCCCUUGGUUUAAAAUAUCUGAUGGUGAUACGUACUUCUUAAUCUCUCAUACGGAGCAUCUUCCUGAUAUCUAUCUCUAUUUUCAAAGUAUGUAACACCUACACAGAUCUUUACUUCAAGGCAAGUCUUAUGCCAUGUUUUCAAAAUGUCAGGCACUUAGAAUAAGAUCAGAUAUCACCCAUCAUCCACCCUUUUUGUUUGUAAAUAGCCUCGGGUUAUAAAAAAGAGAACUAUAUAUGAGUGAAAUAUGACAUAUAACAAGAUGACUAAGAGUAUAAGCCAUAUUUUUAACUUUUAAGAAAUUAUCCAAAUCAUAUCAAAAUUUGAUUAAACUUUCCUGUUCUGUUCUUGCUAAUAUUUGAUACAUACAGUGUAUAUAAAUACUUACAUUUUUAUUAGUUCUCCGUUGUGAGGAUUCACCCCUGUUCACCCUGUCUUUCAUGUUCUCAUUGGUUUAUUGUGAAUGUGUAAUAUGAGCACUGGUACAGUGGAAACAACUCCUGUAAGACCAGAAAGUGAAGGAAAUUCACUCGAAAUGAGGAUUUUCUUUGUUUUGUUUUGUCUGGUUUCCUUUUUUAAAGCAUGCAGUAAACUUUUGUGAAGUGAAGUACACACGGAAACCAUUUCAUUUGUUACGAUGAAGCGAAAUACAUUGAUAUUUGAGGCAAUAACUGGUUUUCCAUUUUUAUUUGAUUGACAUCUCGUCCACCAUGUGCAUUAGGCGACAAUUGACUUUGUGUCUGAAAUGUUCUUCCAUGGGGAAAACUAUAAACGUUCUCCAUACAUGAAGUUUGUCUCAAAGCAGUUAGGUGAAAUUCUUACUCUAAAUUUACUUGCUCUACAUGUUUGUGGUUUGAACAUUCAGUUUUAAUGUCCUGUGGCAGGUGUCGCUCGCUCUGCUUCUGCAGUAGGACAUGUAAAUCUUAGACCAGGCUAGUUAUUUUUAUGUUGACAUCUCCAUCAAAUUUUUUGUAGAAAAAAAGAAACUUCACAAACACAACUAUGUUGUGAACACACUAUAUGUGAACAGACAGUGACAAUAGUGCAAUAUAUUGUUCGAAAUGAAGUUGUCCUGUGUCCGUUGGUUAAACUGAUGGGAGUGAAGUCCCAAAUCAGCAAUAACAGACAAUCUUCAUUGUUGUGUGUUUAAAUUUACUCCUUAAUGUGUUAGUCGACAUUAAAGGCACGGAUGUGUCUGCAUAGUGACAGUAAGGCCUUUGUAGGUCAGACAUGUUUCAUCAAAAAAGAGAAAAGGGGGGACGGUGGGACGAUUUGUUUUGUGUCGUAAAAAAUGUUCAGUCACAUGAUACAUAAUCAUGAGCACAUGCAGGAUUUGUGUUUGAAUUGACAAAACUAAAAGGCAAAUCAAACUGCAGGUUUUAAAAGGCAGACUUUAACAAUACACCAAGAAAAAGGUCCACACGUGUUUGGAUAUUUUUGAAAACAGAUGACUUUCUUGCACCUUUCUGUGUUUACAAAAUUUCUCUGUCCACACUGAAACAACCUCAGUCGCUCGCCAAGUCCAUUCCACAAGCUCUCCUACCUUUUUAAUCUAAUAAACUGGCAAAAUAUAAAAAAGGAAAUUUUAUUACACUCUUAUUAAACAGAAAAAUACAAUUAUAAACCUUCUAAAUUCAAGUUUCUCUUUUUUACUGAAUAAACGUUAAUUACCUUGUUGACUCGUUGUAAAACACCUUAACACAACAGAAACAAUAUAAAACACUGUGUUUCUGUUGUUCCAACAAUCACCAAUUUGGUUUUGAUGGAAAAUUCUAAUUGUUCAUGGACUUAGAUGUGAAAUUAUGCUGGCUCUACGGGAACUGCCCAUUGGUCCGACAGCCCAUUGGUUCGACAUCCCAUUGUUCCGACCAUAUUAAACCUAUUGUUCCGAAGUCCGUUCCGAAAUCAUCAUGAUGCCCUGUGGUUAAGGUCAGGUUAGGUUUAGGCACAAAAACCACUUGGUUAGGGUCAGGAAAAGAUCAUGGUGUGGGUUAAAAUGAAAAAGAAAGUGACAAACACAUAAGCCAUGAGCCUGCUCCGCCUCAAGCCGGUCACGGCGCGCCAUACGCCCACCGCGAGCCGUUCAGCACCGCGGACAGUCGGACUAAUGGGAUGUCGAACCAAUGGGCUGUCGAACCAAUGACAUGGACCCGGCUCUACAUGCUGCAGACCACAAAAUUAGCAAAAUAAAAUGACAAACCCUCCAUUUUACACGUCCACACGAAUCCAAAGUGAUGGAGUUUUGAAAAUCUGCACCUUAGAAGGCAUUUUCCAAAACCUUAGUGACCUAAAACUCAAAGAAAAUUUCCAUUUUCAAAAAUAUCCAUAUACGUGUAAAGAGGACCUACAAAGCCCAGAGUGAAAUCUCCAUGACCAAUACAACAGAAAAUGUUUACCUGCUCUAGAGUCCAGUCUGUCCUGCUGGUAAAUGUAAUGGCACAAACAUAAAGGGGGUCAUAUGAGGAUAAAAUGACAUUUUUCUCCAUAUGCCUUGUUUUUUUUUAUUUCUCCGUCAUUCCACAGUGUCUUGUUAAAACAUUCCAGAUAUUUCAGACAUUCCACCAGACUUGUGCUGGUAACACACAAACUUAGAUAUUUACAGCCGGCCUCAGCCGAUGCCUUCGUUAGCCUACAAGUACACCAUGGUGAAACUUCAAUUUGAUGUUGUUAUAACCUGAAAAUAGACAUUAGAAUGAAUUGAAUAUACAUAUAAAGAUUAGUGACUUGAACAAGUAGGCUAAAAGUUACAUUAGCUGCCAUGUACAGAAAAAAAAAUCCCACAUGAAGUUUACGGGAAAGCAUAAAUGUGCUUUUAGCAGAAAUCAGUUGAAUCUUGUGAUACAAUUUUGUUAGAAAACAUUUUUGUGAUUCACAUGAGCACAGUAGCUUUAGGCGUGAUUAAGGUUUCUAAAACCAGCUUUUUCGCCACGUUGCCACUGUUUUUAUUGAGCUAGCUGAACAUGAAAUAAGGCUAAUUCCGAACUUGUGCAUUCCUGUGGCAUUGACGAGGGAAAUUUAGCUUUUUUGGCUUUGUGAGCUCUGUAAUCAUGUUGAACAUAUAUAUUAAAAAAACAUACAACGGCACAGUGUGGCCUCCUGUAGAGCACAUUUAUUGAGCUUUCUGUGAUUUUAUUGUACUUGUAAACUGCCUUUGCUAGCCGUUCAUGUGUUAGCAAAUUGUUAGCAACUGAUUGUUGUUUACAGUUAGCAUCCACAACACUCCCAUCCAUUAACAGAGCAGUUAUCCAAUCAAACCAAAGAAUAGUGCUGGUAGUAGUAGGUUUAGUCAAGAGUUUUCAUUCUAUUUAUUUAGUGCAUCGUACUUAUUUUGAAAUUCUCAGGUAUUUUAACUUUGAGUUUUACUAGAGGUUUGAACCAUAACUAGCCUUCUCUUAGCAUAAUUAGCCUUCUCUGCUAAAAAUUGAACAAUCCCAUUGCUAAGGGCCUAGCCAGCCUACUCCAGCUUUUAUUUAUGAAUGACAUAUCUCUUGUUUGGCCUAAGAAUAUUCCAGAAAGCUAUGAUUACUGCCCAGUCAACCCAAGUAGAGGACUUUCCCAGUGACAAAACCUUAGUAAACAUUGUCAAUGUGUGAAGUUCUUCAGAGCACCAGUCUCCAAACUGGUGCUCUGAAAUCACAUCACCUCAUGCGUCUCAUCCACCAGCACCAUCAUAAAUCAUUUAUCAAUAUCUUGUAUAUGCUGAUUGAUUGCGCUCUAAAUGGCUUAUUGACCACUGCCCAAACCAACUGCCCAAGUCAUGCGUAAUCAAUAUUUAGUCGUCCAGUAGAGUCCGUGUCUGAAAUCCAUUCCAGUGUUCAGUCGCUCAUUUGUGCCGCUCAUACAGCCAUUAAUAUGAUUAAAAAACUGCCUGAAAAAUUUAACACUUUAAAAAAAAUACUCCUUUGAUGUGACUUGAAUGUAACUGUCUGAUGUUUCUCUCUCCUUGCAUCUGUCUUUCUCUGUUCUGUACGUGUUGAGAAGAUGCUUACUCUCGUGCAGUAUUUUUCUUUCUUGUUUGUAGCUGGUCUUGUUUCUGUCCUCUGGUGGUUGGUAUUUUGAAAAAAAAAAUUGCAUUCUUUUGUACUGCGAAAUCUUCUCACCCUUCUCCCUCCUCUCUCUCUCUAUCUCCCUAUUUGUUGACGAAAUGUAUGCAUGCUUAUGGUGUGCGAUGUAGGCAAGGUUGUUGAUAAUCGUUUCGUGUCUUCUCUGUGUUUCAAAGCUCCACCUGUUAGCCUCACUGCAUGCCAUUUUACACAGAUAUUUCAGUCUGUAACUUUCCUGCAAAAAUGGAAUCACCGCACACUCUGAGAAUAAAGUGAUUUCAUAUAA
Epinephelus fuscoguttatus (brown-marbled grouper) is the source of this 5408-nucleotide messenger RNA. Its product is annotated as complexin-1-like. Gene Ontology annotation, biological process: regulation of neurotransmitter secretion; neurotransmitter transport; synaptic vesicle exocytosis. Gene Ontology annotation, molecular function: syntaxin binding. Gene Ontology annotation, cellular component: SNARE complex; terminal bouton. Bases 522 to 923 code for a protein of 133 amino acids. Lineage: Eukaryota; Metazoa; Chordata; Actinopteri; Perciformes; Serranidae. The transcript is spliced from 4 exons. The record is from RefSeq and is a predicted model, not a curated record.